AUGGCCAGGCAUCUUGUACAUCUGACAUGCUGCAGGGGAUCAGCAGCGCAUCGGGCUGUCGGCACGAACAGCGACGACUCCAGAGCUCCUCUUGUAUUCUGGUCUUCGUCCACCCUGCCCACGUCGUCCCUCCCUACUCGAUCCAUCUUCGGUCCGUACUCUCAUACUCCCGUACUCCGUAUACAUCCACGGAAUGCCGUCCGCCCGCAGUUGCCUCACGGGGGAUCCCGACAUGCCCUCGAGGAGGUCACGAUUCCAUUGAUCCCACCUGCCCAGGGACUCGCCUCUAUUCCCGAGUCUCCGGGCUCCGCUGCCCGACGUCUGAUCACUCCGGAUGAAUGUUCCCUGAUCAGCCCAUUCCCACGUUUUAGCGCGCCCUCCCCGCAGCUCACCAAUGAUCGCCUUGUCCGUCGCGCAAUCCCUCCAUCUCGUCAUUGCUGCCCCCCCCACACGGGUCACUUGCGCCUUCCGAUGGCCUGA
Penicillium macrosclerotiorum is the source of this 480-nucleotide messenger RNA. RefSeq lists its product as uncharacterized. The record is from RefSeq and is a predicted model, not a curated record. The coding region runs from base 1 to 480 and encodes 159 amino acids. NCBI's taxonomy places the organism in Eukaryota, Fungi, Ascomycota, Eurotiomycetes, Eurotiales, Aspergillaceae. The transcript has a single exon.